GUUCCUCUCACUCUGUGCCACACUGCCUGAUGGAGUCUGUGGGAGAACUGUGCAGUCCCACUGGGGCCAGCUCCAACAAACUGAGCUUGCCGGGAUCCUGCCCCUGGGAUGAGGACGAGGAGUCACUGGAUCUGGAAGGAAUCAAGCCCAAAUCUUCACCCAUACCAAGACGACGGAGUUCAGCGUCCUCCGAUGACUCCUUGCUUCCCCCUUCUAGCAGCAGAAGAGUGUCCUUUGCUGAUGCCUUCGGUCUGAGUCUCGUCUCAGUGAAACAGUUUGAUACUUGGGGAGUAACUGACCCAUCAGGCUCUCUGGAGAGUGACUUAAAUGAAGAUAAGGAGUAUUACAUGGUUCCUCUCUUCACUCUUCCACAGACCGCUGAGGAGUUUGCCUUGCAGGUUCACAAGCAGAAGAUAGAACUAGAGAGUUUGGAGUUGCUUUCUGGGACCACAACUCUAAGAGGAAUCAUUCGCGUACUGAAUAUUUGUUUUGAUAAGAUGGUCUAUGUACGUACCUCUUUAGAUUCAUGGAAAAGUCAUUUUGAUCUGUUGGCAGAGUACGUACCUGGGUCAAACAAUGGUGGGGCAGACUGUUUCUCCUUCAAACUCACACUAGUACCCCCAUUUGGAGAAGAGGGCACUAGGGUCGACUUCUGUUUGCGAUAUGAAACAUCUUUAGGCACUUUUUGGGCAAAUAACAAUGAAAAUAACUACUCUCUGUUUUGUUGUGAAAAAUUAAAGGAGAAAUCCCAAAAUGAAAGUGAAAACAGAAGAAAAAGCUGUCUGAAAACAACCAGCCCAGAUGUCGCUGCUUUGACUGUUGCAGCAACAAAUAAUGAAGAAUUUCCUGUUAUAAAUCUAAAUUCUGGAUCUCUAAAUGAAAACUCUAAGAAACUUGAAAAGGAAAGCAAGGAAUUAGUGGAGGAAAUAAGCAGAAACCGCAGCCGAAGAAGCAGAAGAAAGGCUGCACGAUUAGCAAAGGUUAAGGAGCACUUUGCUAAGAGGGAAGAAGAAAAUAAACAAGGGACCAAGACCAAAGAGAGUGAAGUUACGGCAGAGACCAGCAUGCAGGAACAUGCAUCAUUGCUGGAAAAGACACCAUGCAGUCCCCUAUCACAACAUACUGCUCGACCACCAACAUGUAACCAAAUAUCACCCUCACCAGCUAAAUCCCUGAAAUCUGGAGAUUUAGAUUUUCAGUCUAGUGGAGAUUCCAUUGACAUCUUAAGCCAAGCUUUAACACAAGACGAAGAAGACAACAUAAUCCACUCCAAGACUAAUUUAUCCACAGAAAACACAAAUUUAUCCCUGGAAGACUCCAUUUGUGAUGAAUCAAUUACAUGCUCAGCUUCUGAGGUCCUGGAAGGCAUCCAACAUACCGAGUGCAUUACUGACCAAACAGUUUCAAUCAAUCAGGCUGUUCCUGUAAGCCAAAAUCCCGACUUGUCUAUUUGCAAAUAUGUUGAAAAAGCAUGGAAGGACUUUGAGAAGGAUGCUAAGCAAAGAAUUAAAAGUUUUGCACUAAGCUCUAAGAUGCACGAGGGCACGAAUAUUAGCGAUGGCAAGCCAAAAGAGAAUGUGAGUUUAAAAACUAAUUCAGAGCCUCAGCUGUGCUCCCAUGGCUUCACAUUUGGGACCAUUGUAGCCCCACUUUAUCAUCAGGUUUUUAAAAACAUGGAAACAGAGAGACAAGACUUCUUUCCAAAACCAUUGGAUAGGUCAUUUAGGGAACUGGAGGAUGAGAGUCAAAGAGCGGUCAAAGCCCAUGAGACCCCAGACAUUUGGCCAGAGUCUUGCAUAUCUACAAAACAGACAGUACAUGAUAUUAGUGUUGGCAUCUGCAAUGAAUCAGCAGAACAGAACCCACAACAUACAGUAAACCCAACCAAAACUCUUUCUGAGCCAAAUCAGUGUAAACAUGUUGAGAAGGCAGAAGCUUCUUACAAUCAAAACUAUUAUACCGGUGGUAUCCGAGAGUACCCAAGAGACAUCAAAUUUACUGAAACAAACCUUCCAAAAGUUACAUCCAGGCAGCCAGAUCCUCCACUUGGAGAAGUUUCAACAGUGUGCACACAAGUUUUCACUGAAUGCUCGUUCCAGGAUGAUUCUUGCCAAAGUCUAUGUUUAUUUCCCUUACAAGGACCAGAACUUUUAGCCACUACAAAUGAAACAAUAGAGUCAGGUAUUGACAGCCUACCUGAACAGAUCCAUCCUUCAUCACCCAUAGAGGUUUUCAAAACUUCAUGUUUGGAUAAUCAGAGGUCCUUUAUAAAAACUGAAAAGUCACAAAACCAGGAAGACCCUACAAAUAUCUACACCAAAGAGGAAAAUAUAUCAGUGCAAACAGAAUAUUCAAUCAGCACCUCUUGCAUUCUUGCCCAAUCUCCAGAUGACCCCACAAGGAUCAGCUUGGGUUCCUCUCAUGAUAAAUUAGAGUCUGACUGCUGUGAGAUGAGAUCGAGCAUUGAAAAACUUUCUCAUUUAGCAAUAGCAACAACUAUGCCAAUAGAACCAUAUACAGAAUUGGAGAACACACAGAUAAAUAUGAGCAAUACUUUGGAGAGCUGCCAAAUGAAUGAAAAGAAGGAACAAAUGCUCAUGGGUUUUUCUACACAGACUUCAGAGAUGGAGAGCUCCAGUAUUAUUAAUUUUGAUGGAGAAUGUAACACAUCAGUGAUUAAAGAGAUAGAAGAAAUUCACAAAAGCCUGGAAGAGCAAGAAAAGGGAAAUGAAAAUCAAAUUAAGCAGAUGGAGAAGCAGAAACAAGACAAAGAGGAGAAAGAACAAGAACCAGAAGAACAAGAAGGUGCAGAAGGAAAACAUGAAGUUAAAGGAGGAAUAAAUGGCAUUGAAGAUGAGUUGAAAUACAUAGACGAUGAAGAGGACCUGGAUGCAAUGGAAACUGAGAGAGAAAAGAAACAACAAGAAGAUGCACAUGAUCUGCUUUCUCAAGAUGCAGAGGAGCAGAAGCAGAUCAUUAGUACCGACACUGUUAAAUCAUUACCACAACAUCAUAUUGACUUAAAUGAAAUAGAAAGUCUAGGUGAGUACUCAGAAAAAGAGGACAUGCACAUCAACCAUGGAUUAGAGAUCUGUGAGGAAACUGCUACAUCUUGGCAAGAAUCAUCUCAAAAGACUGAUAUUGAACUCAGUGGAAGUAUGCAAGCUAUGGAGAAUGAUUGGAACCUCAUUGACUUUAUUGAUAAAGAAGAGAAUGUGUGCUGUGAAAGUGUGAAAAGUGAAUGGGAAACUACUGAUGAUGUAAACAGUAUGCUGGAAAACAUGGAAUGCCUGGCAAAAGACUCAGUGAACAGAGAUCUUGAAAACGUUGAAGACAAUACCUCAACAGAAUCGCAGAUAGAUGAUGAGAUGGAGCUGUACCUGAACAGUCUGAGGAAUUCACAACAGUCAGUAUUCAGAGAAGGCACAAUGAGUGGAAGCUACGGCAAAAGACCCUCCUUGAGCAGAGGAAGGCCAUUAGCUAUGCCUUCAAUCUCUGAGUCUAUGGACGAGGACCAGCCGAGUAGUUCCCUAGAGGAUUUAACAAAUAUUGAGUACAACAUGAAGCUGGAGAGAGCUACACUGCCCCUAGUUGAUGGGAAUGAACGUGUCAUUGGACGUAAUGUCUUGUGGUGGAAAGAGUUUCUGUCCUAUGACAAUAUGUCAAGGAUGACUAGAUACACAUUUUUGUUGAUAGUGUUUUUGGUCAUAGCAUAUUAUUAUGACUUCAUUGCAUGCUUUGCCCUAUAUAUUCUUACAGUGUAUUGGCUGUUUUAUCAAGCGGAGGAAGUGCCACUGAAAAGCUCUCAGAAAGGUGAAAGAGGACUGCAGUAAAUAUGAUUUACUCGUCAACAUUUGUUGGAGAACUUAGAAAUGUGAAUCUAAAUGUUUUGUACACAUACAAUUGUUGUACAACAUUGGAUUAUGUGGGGCUAUUUAUCUCACAAAAUUUCAUAAUGGCAAAGACAUGUUUAUAAGAAGACUUUUACAUUAAUUUGCCAUUACAUAAGUCAAUAGGUAUAUUGCCUUGCUCUACAGACAACAUAAAGUUUGCAUACAAUAUCAAAAUGCUCUUUACAAAGAGCUGAAUAUAUAGCAAGAGAUUAUAUGGGGUCUACAGUAUAUAUGUAGAAAUUUUUGGGUUCUGUGUUAAUGGUGCCUGGUACAGUGAUGAUACACUGGGUGAGUAAAAAGUUUGACAGAUUAUAGAGGAUAAGUCUUUAAAAAAGGAGUAUAGCGCGAUUUAAUUGACAUACUUUUAUGCAUAGCUUUAAUUUCAUGCGAAGUACCUGAUUGGAUUAUGGUUUAUAUACAAUGCAUAUACAAAAUACAUAACCUGUUAACUAUAACUAUAACCUCUUUUUUUUUAAUAAUCAUGUUGAUUUUUAUGUCUAAUAUAUCUUGGCAAUAAGAUGAAUGUUCAUGUAACAUCUGAAGUGAUGAAAAAAAAAUGAAAUGCAUUUUUCUGUUGCAAUUAUUUAACAAACGUUUUUCCAUACAUGGUCGUUCAAGUUUAUUAGAGUUAAUUUUUUUUCUUUACAUAUCAUCUAGUCUGUUUACAGUAAAACAGUUUGAGACAUCAAGGAUCAAUAUCCUCCUUUGUUUCAAUAUACCAAACAUUAUGUUCUUAACAUCUCCAAACUCACCAGCUUUUGUUAAUAAGGACAGAUGUGUCAGAAGUGUCAUAUGACACAGUCUAAACACAAUGUAUAAGCCGUGUAAAAUAAAUCAUAACUUCCAUCGUUGUACUCUCAAAAUAGAUAAGAUUUGUGGAUUUUUUUUUUUUUUGUGGUGUCUGUAAAUUUGCUUGUCCAAUCAACAGAGUAUUUUAUUGUAAUUCAAUAUUGUGCAGCUGUUAUUAUUUCAAGUUGUCUUUAUCUUGUCCAUUUAUUGUUA
Molecule: messenger RNA, 4895 nt
Organism: Sinocyclocheilus anshuiensis
Lineage: Eukaryota; Metazoa; Chordata; Actinopteri; Cypriniformes; Cyprinidae
Exons: 4
Coding region: 30-3833 (1267 amino acids)
Biological process (GO): regulation of glycogen biosynthetic process
Cellular component (GO): protein phosphatase type 1 complex
Molecular function (GO): glycogen binding; protein phosphatase 1 binding
Source: RefSeq, a predicted model, not a curated record